CAUAGACAUUGAGGUUUAACCUCAGUCACCAGCCCUCUCAGAUUUUCACACGCGCCUCAAACGCUUUCACUUCUAACAUCUGCAGGAGGUACUCAAUAAGAUUCAUACACUCUCAAAUCACACCCUUGGAUCCUAAAUUCUAGCACCCUUUAUCCUCUAAUGGGAUUUUGAUAAAUCAACAGUUUUUUUUUUGUCCCUGGAUUUGGAAAACAGCUAGUUUCCAUGGAAGGUUUGGUGAGUUCUGGGAUCAACACGGUUCGUGUUUUUGGCAUUACAAAACACCAAUCUCGUUUUCUUCCUUCAUCAACUCUGCAUCUGAGGAAUAACAGUGUGUGUGGAUUUGGAAUUGGGGUUGAGAAGAAGGAGAAGAAACAGUGUUUCGUUGUGGCUGCUUCUGUUGGUGGCUCCAAAGUGGUCCAUUUUGAGAACACACUCCCUUCCAAAGAGGUUCUUGAGCUUUGGAGAAAUGGUGAUGCUGUGUGCUUUGAUGUGGAUAGCACUGUGUGCUUGGAUGAAGGGAUUGAUGAGCUUGCUGAAUUCUGUGGGGCUGGAAAGGCAGUGGCUGAAUGGACUGCUAGAGCGAUGGGUGGUUCUGUUCCGUUUGAGGAAGCCUUGGCUGCUAGGCUGUCUUUGUUCAAUCCCUCUUUGUCCCAGCUUCAGGAUUUUCUUGAACAAAAGCCACCAAGGCUUUCCCCUGGCAUUGAAGAGUUAGUCCAGAAGUUAAAGGCUAAUGGCAUAGUUGUUUAUCUGAUCUCUGGUGGCUUCCGUCAAAUGAUCAAUCCUGUUGCAUCAAUACUUGGGAUUCCACAAGAGAAUAUUUUUGCCAAUCAACUGCUAUUUCGAAGCUCUGGAGAGUUUCUGGGGUUCGAUAAAAACGAGCCUACUUCAAGGAGUGGAGGAAAAGCUGUUGCAGUCCAACAAAUCAAGAAGGCUCAUGGUUUCAAAACUUUAACUAUGGUGGGGGAUGGUGCAACUGAUUUUGAGGCUCGUAGACCUGGUGGUGCUGACAUGUUCGUUUGCUACGCGGGUGUUCAACUUCGAGAGUCUGUUGCUGCAAAAGCUGAUUGGCUAGUUUUCAGUUUUAAAGACCUCAUAAAUUCGUUGGGGUUUGUUUGUCGUGUAUUGGGUGGUUCGUUGUUGGCAUUGAGGACCUGCAUCUUCGUUUUGUUGUUCCACCGUCGAGGCAGAUAGGUAGACUCAUGGGAAGAGAGGAUCAUCGUCAUUCAAACGAUGUUCUCCAGCGACGAAGGUCUACACCAUCCGCACGUAAGCAACGGGAAGCUGCCCCUGCUGCUGAGGAUGCUCCUGACGUGGCUGACGUGACUGAAGAUGUAUUCCAACAUGCUGAAGAAGCUGUUGAUGAUACUGAGGGGUUUCCAGGUGGGCCGCGUGACCCAUCAAUGUUGGCUGCCUAUGGCGACUAUGUUGCAGUCAUUGUAUGAAAUGGAGAGGAACGUCCUAAAUUGAAGCUAUCCUCCCAUGGAAGGAUGGUUCAAAAAUUUGGGAGGCCUGCUCUUAAAAUUGAAGGGCUAGUGGCUGCCACAUGAUUAAGUCCUUUGAUCGCAUGUUCAGUGAACACUGCAAUCAGGGACUUAUAUAUGCUUUUGUGGAGAGAUGACAUAAGGAAACGAGCAGUUUUCAUCUUCCUGUUGGAGAGGUGACCAUCACCCUGGAUGAUGUGGUCUCUAUGCUUCAUCUUCCAAUUAUAGGCGCAUCCCACAGCUUCGAGACUCUGCAUGUCGACGAAGCGGUCUUGAUGUUGGUGGAGUUACUUGAAGUCUCUGGAGAGGAUGCUAGAGCUGAGACAAUAUAAUGUCACGGGGCAUACGUAAGCUUAUUGUGGCUAUGAGAUAUUUAUCGGAGUAAAUGUGAGACCACCAAAAAUCCGUUUUCUUGAGCAACUGAUCGAGCCCACUACAAAACAUCAUCUUGGAUAACAAACACCUACAAUGCAACCCACACAAUUUUAGUCUUCAAAGGGACAUUCAUUUUAUCAAUUUAAUAACAAUAAUGAAGAUUAUUUAUUACCCGAGAA
This is a messenger RNA of Glycine soja, 2035 nucleotides long. RefSeq names its product phosphoserine phosphatase, chloroplastic-like. Gene Ontology annotation, cellular component: cytoplasm. The record is from RefSeq and is a predicted model, not a curated record. Bases 223 to 1191 code for a protein of 322 amino acids. Lineage: Eukaryota; Viridiplantae; Streptophyta; Magnoliopsida; Fabales; Fabaceae. Gene Ontology annotation, biological process: L-serine biosynthetic process; dephosphorylation. The transcript has 10 exons. Gene Ontology annotation, molecular function: magnesium ion binding; L-phosphoserine phosphatase activity.